AUGCCUCAGUUAACGAACGAGCGGACGUGUGAACAAGCCUUCCGUGGUGAGCGCCAGGCCCUCUCGAGUGCAAUACGCGCAGCGGCAUUCUCUUCUUUAAUUCUGGCGCCGGCAUCGCCACGAGAAGCGGUUCUGGAGCUGAGCCCUGGCCCAAAAGAAGGACCUAAGUGGAAGGACAAACUGGCGAAGGAGAGGAAGCGUAGCCGUUGCGUGCGGUUACGCGGCUCUCUACCUACUGGGGCCGCGAAGCGGUUUGGGGUAGGAGUAGGGGCUGGGGGGGGGGCUGUACCCUGCCUAGCCCCGCCCCGGCCGUCCCACCAUCCCUCCACCCCCGGCGGCGGCGUCUACUCGAUCGCUCGUUGUGUCCCUCCUUCUUUCCCCGGCAAAGCAAAGCCAGGCAUUGCAAAGCCGGGUCAGGAGCGCACGGUGCCAAGGGGCGCAAACAGCGGGGAAGUGCCGCUGGGGCAGGCGCUGAAAACCUCCUCUGGGCCGGGCCGGUGCGACUGCUGGGAGCCCCAGGGGGGGAUGGCGGACGGAGCCCCCGGUGUCCUCCUCUCGGGCUCGUCCCGGCCCGGGGCCCCCCGCACCCCGCAGAAAGAAGAAACUGCAGCUGCCGCCGCCGCUACAGAAACCCCUGGCGACCGUAGUCCGCUGCGCUCCGGUUCCGGCGGCUCCGCUUGCAGCAGCCGCGACAACUCGGCCGAGAGGGACCCCCCCGGCCUGGUGAGGACCGCCCCCGCCACCGGCAUCAUGAAGGAUGGGUCCCGCCAGCUUCAUGAUCUGUACCACAGUCAGCUCCUCGUCUUGUUUUCACAGAAAAAUGCUCUGGUCUCCUUCAAAGAAUUGUGUGGCCUGACGCCAGCAGCCAACAUCAAGCAGUGCAUCUUAAAGCUGGCCACGUGGCUACAGCCCAGCGAGAAGGAGAACUCCCCAGCUGUCACCCUCAACCUGGGCGAGGAAUACCCCUCCAUGGAGGCCCAGGGGCCUGUGCCAGAGCUCCUGCGGAAAGUGCUUGCUGCCUACGAUGCCAUGAUCCAGACAAGCCGGACACUAAUUGAGUCAGCUGAUGCUGUUCAUGCCAAGAUUAUUCAGGUGCAACAAGCAGGGAUGGGGUUUCAUAAGGAGCUGCAUCGCUUGGAGGCAAAGGAAGGCUUGAAAGGGCGGAAGCUGCAGAAAGCUCUCGAGAGUUUUGCCUGGAACAUCACCGUCCUCAAGGGUCAGGCCGACCUGCUCAAACACUCUAAGGCGGAAGCGCUCGACACGCUGUGGCAGAUCCACAAUGCCGCCCAGUCCUGUGGCAUUGGGCGGAAUGGAGCCGCCUCUCCCGACGCCUUCCAUGGCCGAGCUGUCCUUGAUCCCAUUCCAGAAACCGAAGGAGGCAGCGACACGGGAUCUUGCUGACUCGGAAUGGUCAAGACCAAGGGGAAGGGAGCAGACUCAUGGACACACAGACUUUGAGGAAAUGUGGCAGAUUUUUAUUUUAUUUUUAAAAAACAGAAACGAAGCACAGUGUUGUCGCCAGCAAUAGAAGUGAUUGAGAGUGUGCCGGUCAACUUCCAAGUAUCUACGUAUGUAACAACCAGCACGCCCCUAUGAGAAAGAAGGCGGCCACUCCAGACAGCAGAUUAUGGACGGCAGUAACAGGCAGAUUUUACCUAUGGGGCACAACCUGUGAGAAAAUUCUCCUUCACUAGCCCCAUUGAAACAAAUAGGUCAUGGAGUUGGGGGGAGACUUCCAUUCAAUUCACUGAGGCUCUAGUGACAAGCUAGCAUCAGUAGAUUCCGACCAGCAAGCAAGUCUGACCCAAAAGCUUUAGUAGGAGAUUGUUAGCAGAUCAGCUGACCUGCUGUGGGCUAUUGGUGUAAGUAGGUGGUUUUUCCACAGGCCUCCUGCAGUCAGGGUUGGCCUGAGGCAUUUUGCUGCCCGAGGGGGCUAGCAAAUAGCACCUGCUGCCCAAGUCAGGGUGUGCAGUACCCAAAGCCAGUGAAGUGUGUGUGUUUUUGGCACCCAAUGCAGAAAAUCCCACAUGAGUCCCUCCAUUCCCCAGCAGUAAAAAUACAAUAAUAAUAAAUUAAAUAGCAGACAUUCUAACACCUGAAAUCAGCUUGAGGUGGCUGUCUCACUCUGCUUAAUGAUAGGGCCAGCCCUGCUUCAGUUUUCUCCUUUUAGGCCAAAUCCGUACUAUACAUUUAAAGCACUAUGAUACCAUUUAAUAAUCAUGACUUCCCUCAAAGAUUCUAGGGAACUGUAGUUUGUUAAGGGUGUGGAAAGUUGUUAGGAGACUGCUAUUCUCCUCACAGAGCUACAAUUCCUGGAGUGGUUUAACAGUCAGUCCCCCUUCCCAGGGAACUGGGAAUUGUGGAUCUAUGAGGGGAAUAGGGGUCUCCUAAUAACUUUCAGCAUGCUUUUAACAACUACAGUUCCCAGGAUUCUUUGAGGGAAGCCAUGACUGUAAAGUGGUACAGUGCUGCUUCAAAUGCAUAGUGUGGAUAUGGCCUUAGAUAGAAAUGGGUGGCACCACAGAGGCUUAUUACUUGCCUGACAUUUUUCAAAGUUCUUAUUCAAGAAUGUCUAGAAACACAAAUUCUAAGAGGUUUGUACAGGAUAACCUCUGAGUGGGUUGUGCCCCACAUUGAUGAGGGAAAAAGGGGGUGUCAUUUGGAUUUUCUUGGGCCUGGCCUUCACAGCAGCCUCUCUUUCUCCACCCUAGAACUUAAGACACUAGCAGGGGAAACACCAAGCUGGAAUUGUGAGCACAGAAAUACCAAUAAUUGAGUGGCUCACAACUGAAAAGCAAGCUUGUAGCUGUGGAAUACUGGAAGAAGUUCCCUCGGGCUCUCAGACGGAGGCAUUUAAGCAGAGACUAGGCAUCUCAUCUGUCAGGGAUGCUGUGCUUGCAAGAUUCCUGGAUUAGGAGAAGGGGUUGAACUAGACUACCUCCAGCAUACCUCCUUCCAACUCUUAUCAUUAUAUGAUGGUAUUAUCUGUUGGGCAUCUUCCUCAGGGUUAGGGUGGCAGUGAAGGAGGGAGAGGCUAAAGGGAGAGGUCUCGGUAUACCUUGUUUUCUCCACCACCCCCACCCCAAAUGCUAUCAAGCUCCUAGUUAGAGCUGAAAUGAAUGUGAGGGACAGGUCUCACAUUAGAGUUUGGGUUGUAAAAAAUUAAAACGGUUGUAUCUAGCUAAGUCAUACUCACAGCAGUAUCAAUAGACUUCAGUUAGUCGUGCCAGUUGAUUUUGGUAGGUCUACUCUGAUAUGGCUGGAUACACCCCAGAUUUUAUAUUGUUACAGGAUAUUUUCAUUGGUUCCCAAUUAUGGAAUAUAGUUGGAUUCAGGGUUGUGAGGUUUGUUGGUUUGUUUGCUUGUUGGCAAAAAGCAAACCGGGCUGUAAUAUUUAAAAGUCAACAAGAAGUUAAUGUGACCUUGAAAAAUUAUGCAGAAACCUUGAGGCUUAGGCUUUAAGAAGGUAUCCCUCAUAAUCACAUUUACAGAUGUUGAUAUCUGAAAUUUCAAAUAACAAACAUUUUGCAGAGUUCACAAAUCUCUGUGCAAAGAUGUGUUCUGAUUCCUUACAUUGAUUUCUAUCUCAUUUUUCCUUGUUUUUUUGGGGGGGGGCACCUGGGAAGGCAAGCUGUUGAUUCUGUGGCUGGCCCCUGCUCCUCUCCUGCCAAACCUGGAAGGCUUGCUCUAGAAUUGAGAAGGAUGGUUUCUGUUGACAAUAAAACCAGAGCUUCUCUUUUA
This is a messenger RNA of Rhineura floridana, 3741 nucleotides long. RefSeq lists its product as uncharacterized. NCBI's taxonomy places the organism in Eukaryota, Metazoa, Chordata, Lepidosauria, Squamata, Rhineuridae. The transcript has 8 exons. The record is from RefSeq and is a predicted model, not a curated record. The coding region runs from base 1 to 1401 and encodes 466 amino acids.